Sesamum indicum (sesame) is the source of this 1378-nucleotide messenger RNA. Its product is annotated as Ubiquitin-associated (UBA) protein. The record is from RefSeq and is a predicted model, not a curated record. NCBI's taxonomy places the organism in Eukaryota, Viridiplantae, Streptophyta, Magnoliopsida, Lamiales, Pedaliaceae. Gene Ontology annotation, molecular function: protein binding; serine-type endopeptidase activity. Gene Ontology annotation, cellular component: membrane.
ACGACGACGACUCAGAGAGAGAGAGAGAGAGAGAGAGAGAAAUUAUCAGUGGGGAAAUCGAAGACGUCUAUCUGAAGGGAAAACGAAAGAUCGAAGGGAUAUAUACACGCAUAUAUACAUAUAACCGUAUAGAUAUCGAUACAAGUAACUAGAUUAGGUGGUUGGUUCGCCUGGAAAAUGAACGGCGGCCCAUCUGGAUUCAAUAAUGCGCCGGUGACAAGGACAAUUGUAAUAGCGAGUGCUCUUUUCACAAUCAUAUUUGGGAUCCAAGGUCGCUCCAGAAAUCUCGGCUGGUCUUAUCAGGAUAUUUUCAAAAAACUUCAAAUAUGGAAGCUCAUAGUUUCAGUGUUUGGCUUUUCAUCUACACCAGAGCUAGUUUUUGGAAUUUAUCUUCUGUACUACUUCCGUGUGUUCGAGAGGCAAAUAGGUUCCAAUAAAUACACAGUCUUUAUCCUGUUUUCUAUCACCAUCUCUUUACUGCUUGAGGUCCUUGCAUUGUGGCUACUUAAAGAUCCCUCAUUGAACAUACUCACAUCUGGACCCUAUGGCCUUAUAUUUUCUUCAUUUGUGCCGUUCUUUUUUGAUAUUCCUGUUUCAACGCGUUUUCGUGUAUUUGGACUCAAUUUCUCCGACAAGACUUUCAUUUAUUUAGCUGGCCUUCAGCUAUUCUUGUCAUCCUGGAAAAGAUCCAUGCUUCCCGGGAUCUGUGGUAUUCUAGCAGGUUCCUUGUAUCGUUUGAAUGUUCUCCGUGUGCGCAGGAUUAAGUUUCCGGAAUUUAUUGCUUCAUUCUUCUCAAGGCUGUCUUGGCCGUCUAUGGGGAGUACAUCACCCACUGGAUCAUCUAGGAAUCUUCUAGGAAAUGCACCACCCUAUGCUGUUCGCCAAAUGGAGGGAAACUAUCCAGCUCCGUUGUCAUCUAUGAUGGAACCACCGGAAGACGCCAUUGCAACACUGGUCUCAAUGGGCUUUGAUAGGAACUCAGCAAGGCAAGCACUUAUACGUUCAAGAAACGAUAUUAAUGCUGCCACCAACAUACUUCUUGAGUCGCAGACACAUUGAGUAGGCAGUAAGAGUGGUGUCAGAGAAUGGUGUAUGCAUUUACAAAGAUGCAGAAAAUUCCUGGUUCUUUCUAAAGUGAGAAGCAUUUUGCCACUGUUGAGAAAAUAAUCAUUCCCGUGAAGUAUUAUUUUUUAUCAGGUUCACUUUGGCUUUUGUUCCCUUGUUUACUACAGUAAUGUACCUAAGAUGGAUCUUGAAUAGCUGUAACAGAGCUUUGUACAGUUGCUUCCAAGCAUGUAGGAUGUCAACUAAUGGAACUUCUAAAUAUGCUGGACUUUCUAACUCAUUUUCAUGCAUGUUUGGUUGACUAUACUUGAAA